Messenger RNA from Drosophila teissieri, 3239 nucleotides. RefSeq names its product glutamyl aminopeptidase. Gene Ontology annotation, biological process: proteolysis; peptide catabolic process. The record is from RefSeq and is a predicted model, not a curated record. Gene Ontology annotation, molecular function: metalloaminopeptidase activity; zinc ion binding; peptide binding. The coding region runs from base 51 to 3110 and encodes 1019 amino acids. NCBI's taxonomy places the organism in Eukaryota, Metazoa, Arthropoda, Insecta, Diptera, Drosophilidae. Gene Ontology annotation, cellular component: cytoplasm. The transcript has 7 exons.
GAGAUCGCUUAGUUGCGCUUUGGACUCCGCUCGUGCCGGAUUAACGUGUUAUGAUAGUCACCGCGAAGUUGGUAGCCAUUGGGCUGGGCCUCGCGCUCACGGCCUUCACCGUAUCGACCAUUGUCCUGGCCGUCCAGAAGGCGAGUCUUAAGAGUGAUUUGCGCGAUGCCCAGGAGAAGUUAGACCUCCUGGAGGCGGGGUAUACGAGCACAGCUGCUCCGACAACGGCAAGCACUGCGAAUCCUGGCAGCACUAGUGGUUCGGAGCCCACAUCUGAGCCUGGCAGCACAGCUCCUCCAGGAAGCACAGUGUCACCAGGAAGCACAGCUUCUCCGGGAAGCACAGCUUCUCCGGGAAGCACAGCCUCUCCAGGAAGCACAGCUUCCCCAGGAAGCACGGUGUCACCAGGAAGCUCUGAGUCACCAGGUUCCACCGCUUCAACAAGUGAACCCAGCACCACUACGUCCCCCGAAGAGAAGAUCGAUUACCGAUUGCCCGGAACUCUAAAGCCCACCCACUAUGAUCUCUAUCUGUUUCCCAACAUCGAAACUGGUGAAUUCAGUGGACAGGAGACGAUUACAAUUACUGUUGUGGAGGCCACCGACCAGAUAGUCUUGCACUCCCUCAACCUAAACAUUUCAAGUGUAUCCAUAAUGAAUACGGGCAGUGAUACUUUGGAGAUUCUUGAGACAACAGUGGAUACUGUGAAGGAGUUUUUGAUAUUCCAGCUAAACGAACCGCUGACAACAGGCAGGGAAGUGAGGCUGCAUAUUGGAUUCGAGGGAUCGAUGGCCAACAAGAUUGUGGGACUAUACAGCUCGUCGUAUGUGAAGGCGGAUGAGACCCGCAAGUGGAUUGCCACCUCCAAGUUCGAACCCACUUAUGCUCGCCAGGCUUUCCCCUGCUUCGAUGAGCCAGCAUUGAAGGCCGAGUUCACCAUUACCCUGGUGCAUCCCUCUGGGGAGGAUUACCAUGCCCUGUCCAACAUGAACGUGGACUCCAGUGUCAACCAGGGAGCCUUCCAGGAGGUCACGUUCGCCAAAAGUGUUCCCAUGAGCACCUACCUGGCCUGCUUUAUUGUCUCCGACUUCACCGCCAAGAACGUCGAAAUCGACACCAAUGGCAUUGGAGAAAACUUCCCCAUGAGCGUCUACGCCACUCCGGAGCAAAUCGACAAAACGGAUCUUGCUGUGACCAUUGGCAAGGGAGUCAUCGAGUACUACAUCGACUACUUCCAAAUCGCCUAUCCGCUGCCCAAACUUGAUAUGGCUGCCAUCCCCGACUUCGUCUCCGGUGCCAUGGAGCACUGGGGAUUGGUCACCUACAGGGAAACAUCGCUUUUGUACGACGAAGCCACGAGUUCCGCCACCAACAAGCAGCGCAUUGCCAGCGUGAUUGCCCACGAAUUCGCCCACAUGUGGUUUGGAAACUUGGUAACCAUGAAUUGGUGGAACGAUCUCUGGCUAAACGAGGGCUUUGCUAGCUUCAUUGAGUACUUGGGCGUGGAUGCCGUCUAUCCAGAAUGGCAAAUGCGUGAUCAAUUCAUCGUGAGCACUUUGCACAGCGUACUCACCUUGGAUGCAACCCUCGGCUCCCACCCGAUCAUCCAGACUGUGGAGAAUCCCGACCAGAUCACGGAGAUCUUCGACACCAUUACGUACUCCAAGGGUUCCUCCCUUGUGCGAAUGCUGGAGGAUUUCCUGGGGGAGACUACCUUCCGCCAGGCGGUUACCAAUUAUUUGAAUGAGUACAAGUACUCCACGGCAAAAACGGGUAACUUCUUUACAGAGAUCGACAAACUGGAACUGGGCUACAAUGUCACAGAGAUUAUGCUGACAUGGACGGUGCAGAUGGGUCUGCCAGUGGUCACGAUCGAAAAGGUCUCCGACACGGAAUACAAAUUGACGCAGAAGCGCUUCUUGUCCAAUCCGAACGACUAUGACGCCGAUCACGAGCCCUCGGAAUUCAACUACCGUUGGUCGAUCCCCAUCACAUAUUUCACCAGUUCGGACUCGGUGGUGCAGCGUCUGUGGUUUUAUCAUGACCAGAGCGAAAUCACUGUAACCGUUCCCGCUGCCGUCCAAUGGAUUAAGUUCAACGCCGAUCAGGUGGGCUAUUAUCGCGUUAAUUACGAUACCGAUCUGUGGAAUGGUCUGGCCGACCAGUUGGUGGUGCAACCAAGUGCAUUCCGCUCGGUGGAUCGCGCUCAUCUCCUCAACGAUGCCUUUGCCCUGGCGGAUUCCACUCAGUUGCCCUAUGCAACGGCCUUCGAGUUGACCAGAUACUUGGACAAGGAGACCGAUUAUGUUCCUUGGAGUGUGGCUGCGUCCCGUCUGACUGCGCUGAAGCGAACCCUCUACUACACCAGCACCUACGCCAAGUACAAGAAGUACGCCACAGCUUUGAUUGAGCCCAUCUAUACUGCACUCACCUGGACAGUCGGCACGGAUCACUUGGAUAAUCGCCUGCGCGUCACCGCUUUAAGUGCCGCCUGUUCCUUGGGCCUGGAAUCCUGUCUCUCUGAAGCCGGAGAGCAGUUCAACACAUGGCUGGCCAAGCCGGAUGAUCGUCCAAAUGCCGAUGUCCGUGAAACAGUCUACUACUAUGGCAUACAGUCCGUUGGAAACCAGGAGGAUUGGGAUGCAGUGUGGGAGCUGUUCGUCAACGAAUCGGAUGCCAGCGAGAAGUCCAAGCUGAUGUACGGCCUGUCCGCCAUUCAGAUUCCCUGGAUAUUGCAGCGCUACAUUGACCUGUCCUGGAACGAGGAGUACGUGCGGGGUCAGGACUACUUCACCUGCCUUACCUACAUCUCCGCGAAUCCAGUUGGUGAGUCCCUGGUGUGGGACUAUGUACGGGAGAACUGGCAGCGACUUGUGGACCGAUUUGGACUUAACGAGCGCUAUUUGGGCAACUUGAUUCCCUCCAUCACUGCGCGCUUUAGCACCCAAACCAAGCUGGAGGAGAUGGAGCACUUCUUUGCCAAAUAUCCGGAAGCUGGAGCCGGCACAGCCGCACGGGUGAGGGCUCUGGAGACGGUCAAGAACAACAUUGUUUGGCUGGCCGAGAACCUGGAGGGUGUGGACGCCUGGCUGGACAAGCAGCCACUGUAAAAAGUGCGAGGAAGUGGUCUUGCGACCAUGGAUAGCAUUAAACAUGUACUCAUCUAAUUGCCAUUAUAAACCAAAAAUGUGCCGCACAAGUGGAAAUAAAGAUAAGCGUAGCUAUGGGGAAAACUGAAA